AGCCGUUCUCCGCUCAAAGGCAGGCCCGCCGUUCUCGGGCUCAGCUGGGCCCGGCCCCGUGCCCUCCCCUCGUCUCCGCCCCCCCCCCCCCCCUCUCGCCUCGAAUGGAGGGCGGGAGGGGGGCCCCGCGCGAGCCGCGCGCCUCGGGGCAGGCCCCCAGCCCGCAGAAGCAGGGCGGCGCCCACGCGGGCAGCCCGGGGCUCAACGGCGCCGCGGCGGGCAGCCCGCAGAGGCCGAGCGGCGGCGCCACGGCGAGCCCCUCGCAGAGGACGGGCCCGAGGCAGCACGGCGCCAAGGAGCCGAGGGCCGCGGACGCCGCUCUCCGCAGCGAGCUUGACGCCGUCACGACGGAGGCGAUGAGACGCGAGCUCGAGAGGUUCGCCCAGGAGGCGCUGCGCCGCGAGCUGGACAGGGUGAAAGAGAGCAUGCUCAGCGAGCUCCGGUCCCUGCCCGUCGGCCCGCCCGUGCGUGCGUGGGCUGCCGCCGGCGAGUCGUCGCCCCAGGCCUUUGUGCCCGUCUCCAAGCAGACUCGCGAGCUGAGCCUCUCCCAGGCCUGGGACGAUUCUCGGGAGGAGCAGGCCCCGCUGCUGCAGGAGCCGUGCGCGGAGGGCUCGGACAGCGACGAGGAGGCGAAGCAGCUGCAGUCCCAGAGGAGUUGGCGCAGGCGGGUGUCGCUCUUCGUGAGGGACCCCAAGUUCGAGACCGCGAUCAACGGUGUGAUAUUGAUGAGCGUUGUGGAGCUAUGCGUGCAGACCCAAUACAUGGCGCAGCAUUGGCUCAAGGAGCCGCCCCAAGUAUUCAAGGACAUCGAGACGGUCUUCUGCAUCGUCUUCGUGGCAGAGAUGGUAUUGAAGCUUAUAAGUUUCGGUUAUCACGGUUUCUUCUGUUGCAGGAAAAAUUGGAUGAGCAAUCUUUUCGAUUUUUCGUUGGUCGUCUUUCAGUUCGUCGACAUCGCAGUCGACAUGUUGGGAUCGUCAAACUCGAAUCGCAGCCGACUCGCUGGGGUCCUACGCUUCUUUCGGAUCGUGCGUUUGAUGCGGCUCGUGCGUUUCCUGCGCAUGGUGCCCGAGUUGCGCACGCUGCUGGUCUCUAUAUUCACAUCGAUGAAAGCGCUCUUCUGGACCUUCACCGUAGUCUUCCUAGUGUCGGCUGUAUUUGGCGUCGUGCUCACGCUGAUUGUGACCGAUUACAAGGUAUCGCAAUUCAGCCCCGAGGAUUCCAGCAAAGAGAAAGAGAUGUUGGAAAAGGCAUUCGGGAGCGUCUCAGACACCAUGCUGACGCUCUACGGCACGGUCUCGGGGGGGCGCGAUUGGACCACCCAGUCCGAGCCGCUCAGGGAUCAGAUCGAUGACAAUCUGGUCUACGUGUUCGUCCUCUACACGUUCUUUGUUAUCUUCGCGAUCAUGAACGUGAUUACCUCGCACUUCGUCGACACGGCCAUCGAGGCUUCGGCGGCAGACAAGCGGGAGACCAUGGUUCUAAAUCUCAUGGAAACAUUUUCGACUGCCAGCAAGCAUAUCACGAAAGAGUCGUUCAUCAUGCACGCAGACCAGCCCGAGCAUGCAGAAGUUCCUCAAUCACCUCUUCGGCCGGGACGGCGUCACCAGGGAGGAUGUGCUCGACUCCCAGCUCUUCGAGAUCCUGGACGACGACAGCUCCGGGUGGAUCGACAAGAAGGAGGUUGUCCAGGGCAUACUCAAGCUGGCGGGCAACGCGACCGCAUUAGACCUCGCGACCCUCAGGCUUGACGUCAUCAGCCUCCUCGGGAGCAUGAGGUUCUUGAUGGACCAGCUGUCGAAGAACAACCAGCUCCAAAAGCACGUGGAGGGCGUCCCCACGUUCCAUCACAGGAGGCAUAGCUUCAAGGCGCUGCAUGACGGUCGUGGCUCAGACAGGCUGAAGGAGAACCAGGCGUCUGCAUCUGCCUGAGAAUCAGUGCGCGAGGUAUGCACGAGGCCAACAGUCUUGGAUCAUCUCGCCAGGCCGAUCUCUCCGGGAUCGCUUGGCGGAUGGGGACGCGGUGCGGUCAGAUUAUUCUCAUGCGUUUCACCCGGGGAGGCCACCCGCAGUCCCGAGUGCGCAAAUUGCCCAUCCUAUUGUUUAGGCGUGGUCAGUGUGAUGGAUUGGCAUUGUGCUGGUUCAUCUAAGGCAGCUAGUCAAGGCUGGUCCCAUUGCCAAAUUUGCAUUGGUUUAUCCAGGCUUGUGUUCAAGACGUGUGGCCCUCACUGAUGCCAGGUCACCCCGCUGACAUCCUUGUGCGGCGUGGGCCGGCAUGGAACUGCUGGGCGCUUUGUGCUGUAGGUUCUCUAUGUUGGGCAUCACGUCCCCAGUUUCACUCAUGGAGUGCAUUGUCGCUCCAAUAACUGUUUCUAAUGACACGCGCUGCCAAAUGUCGAAUUUUCGAGCACCGAGUGAUCCAGUGAUUCAGUCCGUCACCGAUCAGAGCUCGCAGGAAGACGCAAGGA
Prorocentrum cordatum is the source of this 2465-nucleotide messenger RNA. The record is from the annotation of a GenBank genome assembly. NCBI's taxonomy places the organism in Eukaryota, Dinophyceae, Prorocentrales, Prorocentraceae.